AUGAUUAAAGAUAAUUUAGAUGGGGAAGAAUUAAUGGAAAAAUCAGUAACAAGUAAUGUUAUAAAAGGUAAUAUUUCAAUUAUAAAAUCAUCUGUAGAAUCAUUUGAUGAAGUUAUUCCUGAAACAAUUCAUUUACCAAGUCAAUAUUUAAAAAAUGCUCUUUUAAAAGAUAUUUCUGAGAAAGAGUUACUUAAAUUAAAUAUUGGAGGAAUGUCAUAUAAACUUCGGGUUUAUUCUAUAUUAUCAAAUGGACCAAAAACAUUAUUAGGAAAAUUUUGUACAAUGUCAGAGGAACAAAGAAAACAAUGGUGUGAUUUAUAUUUUGAGGAAUCUAAUGAAUAUUUUUUUGAACGUGAUCCAUUAUCAUUUGGUCCAAUUUAUGAAUUUUAUUCAACAGGUGUAUUACAUGUACCAAAUCAUAUAUGUUUUGAUAAAUUUAUACAAGAAUUAGAAUAUUGGAAUAUAUCAAAAACAAAAUUAGACCAAAACUGUAGCCCAUUUUAUCGUUUUUAUGAAUCACUCCAUAAUCGUUCGCGUUCUUUAGAGUCACCAAAUUUUGGUGAGUCAUCUAUUGAACAAUAUCGUCAUCGACUACAUUUAAUAUUUGAAGGUGGUAUCAAGUCAACAUUUUGGGUAGCAUUAAUAAUUGGAAGUAUGGAAGAAUUUCAAACAGUUAAAACAAGAAGAAAAACAGAGUUUGGAGAGGAUGAUCUUCAAGGGCAAAUGGUUUCAAGUAAAGGAAAACAUGGAAUUGGAUAUAUUGUUAGUAGUAAUACAAUAUUAGUUGAUGAUAGUGAUGAUAUGGAUAUGGAAGAACAUUGGAUUUUAUAUUAUAUUGAAAAAGUUUGUGUUAUAUUUUUUACUUUUGAAUAUCUUCUUCGUUUAUGGGUAUCACCAGAAAGAACAAAAUUUAUAAGAAAAUUUAUUAAUGUAAUUGAUUUGUUAACAAUAAUACCUUUUAUUUUUGAAUUAUUAUUUUUUAUUAUUGGAAUUGAUGGAAAUAAUAUAAGAAAAAUAACUUGGGCUGUUUUAACUGUUAGAUUAUUAAGAGUAAUGAGAGUUUUUAGAAUUGUUAAACUUGGUAGAUUUUCUACUGGUAUGGCUAAAUUUGGAAAAACUUUAUUAGAUUCAAAAAGACAAUUAGAAAUGAUUAUUAUUGUUAUUUUAACAGCAAUAUUAUUUUUCUCAACAUUAAUUUAUUUUCUAGAAAAAAAUGUUGAAAAUACUAAAUUUAAAUCUAUACCAAUAACAAUUUGGUGGGCUAUUGUUACAAUGACAACUGGUUAUGGAGAAAUGGUUCCAUGUACUGUUAUGGGUAAAGUUGUUGGAGCUAUAUCAAUAAUUUUUGGUAUUAUGGUAUUUUCUAUGCCAAUAACAAUAUUAGUGAGUAAUUUUAUUGAUGUUAUAAAAAUUAAGGAUGACAAAAUUAUCAAAAAAUACAUAGAAGAAUGA
Molecule: messenger RNA, 1452 nt
Organism: Strongyloides ratti
Lineage: Eukaryota; Metazoa; Nematoda; Chromadorea; Rhabditida; Strongyloididae
Product: Potassium channel family and Potassium channel tetramerisation-type BTB domain and Potassium channel, voltage dependent, Kv family and Potassium channel, voltage dependent, Kv9 family and Ion transport domain and BTB/POZ fold domain-containing protein
Exons: 2
Coding region: 1-1452 (483 amino acids)
Biological process (GO): protein homooligomerization; potassium ion transmembrane transport
Cellular component (GO): membrane; voltage-gated potassium channel complex
Molecular function (GO): delayed rectifier potassium channel activity
Source: RefSeq, a predicted model, not a curated record